AUGUCCCAACAAAGAGCCUACAAAGCCUUCCCGGGCUCCUCCGCCUUCUCCGACUUCCGCCUCGCCCGCCUCGCCAAAGCCAUCGGCGCCAAGGACCUCCACGCGAUAUGGGUCCACUACGUCGCCUCGCAAGACGAACUCUCGGCGGAACAGACUGAGACUCUGGAGCAGUUGCUGGAGUAUGGGAGGUAUCCGGAUUCGACGGAUGAGUUGUAUGGUGUUUUGAGGAAUGCGGUGGUGCGUGGGAGCCGGCCGGAGAGGGGCGCGGUGGAGGUUUUUUAUGUGGUGCCGAGGGCCGGGAGUAUUUCGCCGUGGAGUUCGAGGGCGACGGGGAUUGCGGAAGUGUGUGGGUUGGGGGGUGUGGUGGGGAGGGUGGAGAGGGGGGUGGUUUUUGCGGUGAGGUUUGAGGGGAAGGGUGGAGAGGGGGAUGUGGGUGGGGUGUUGAGGAAUGCGGAUGCGUUGCAUGAUCGUAUGACGGAGAGUAUUGGCAUGGAUCCACCGGAUUUGGGGAAGAUGUUUGCCCAGGCGCCUCCCGCGCCGUUGCAGAAGGUGCAGUUGCUGCAGAAUCCUGCCGGCCCGCGCGCGGCGCUGGAGGAGGCGAAUAGGACUCUGGGCCUGGCGCUUGAUGGAAGUGAGAUGGAGUAUCUCAUUGAUGCGUAUACGAACAAGUUGCAGAGGAACCCGACGGAUGUGGAGCUGUUUAUGUUCGCGCAGGUCAACUCGGAGCAUUGCAGGCAUAAGCAGUUCAAUGCCAAGUGGACGAUUGAUGGGGUGGAGAAGGAGAAUAGCCUUUUUGGCAUGAUUCGGAAUACGCAUAAGAGACAUCCGCAGCAUGUCAUUUCUGCUUACUCGGAUAACGCUGCGGUGCUGCAGGGUUACAAUGGAAGUCUCUGGGCGCCGGAUCAGUUUGCUGGGGAGUGGAAGCAGACGAAGGAGAUGGUGCAUUACCUGGCCAAGGUGGAGACUCAUAACCACCCAACAGCUGUAUCGCCGUAUCCUGGAGCCGCUACGGGAUCUGGAGGUGAGAUUCGGGAUGAAGGUGCUGUGGGAAGGGGUUCCAAGCCGAAAGCAGGUCUGGCUGGUUUUACGGUGUCGGAUCUUCUCAUUCCGGAUCAUAGGCAGCCGUGGGAACUUGACAUUGGACGACCGGCUCACCUGGCGAGUAGUCUGGAUAUUAUGCUGGAGGCGCCGAUCGGAAGUGCUGCGUUUAACAAUGAGUUUGGCAGGCCGUGCACUACUGGGUAUUUCAGGACACUGUCUAUGGAAGUCCCAGUCGGUGAUGGAAAGACUGAAGUGAGAGGAUACCACAAGCCUAUCAUGAUCGCAGGCGGUGUCGGUACUGUCCGACCAGACAAUGCGCUGAAGACAGAUGGAUCUGUCGAUGUUGGGGCUCACAUGGUCGUCAUUGGUGGUCCUGCUAUGCUCAUCGGUCUUGGUGGAGGUGCAGCUUCAAGUGUCCAGUCCGGCGAAGGCAGCGUCGAUCUCGAUUUCGCUAGUGUGCAGCGUGGCAAUGCCGAAGUGCAGCGACGCGCGCAAGAAGUCAUCAACACUUGUACUUCGCGAGGCGCUGAGAGUCCGAUCCAGUUCAUCCACGAUGUCGGAGCUGGCGGACUAUCGAACGCGCUACCCGAGCUCGCACACGACUCUGGACACGGUGCUACAUUCGAGUUAAGGGAAAUCGACAACGCUGACCCAAGCCUCAGUCCGCUGCAAAUUUGGUGCUGUGAGGCGCAGGAGCGCUACGUUCUGGCCGUCGCGCCGGAUAAGCUGGAUGCGUUUAAGAGGAUCUGUAAGCGUGAGCGCUGUGGUUACUCUAUCGUUGGCAAGGCACAGACGGAGAAGAGACUCGUGCUUAUGGACAGGGAUGCAAAGGAUGGCUCUGAUGCUAGGCCGAUCGACUUGCCUAUGGACGUGCUAUUUGGCAAGCCGCCGAAAAUGCACAGGACUGUGGAGUCGAGGAAGCUGGUAUUGCCGUCUUUUGACAGUAGUCUGGCGACUUACCUUCCGAAAGAGCCUGCUACUUCGACAGCGGUGCUCAACAAUGCUGUGGAGAGGGUGCUGUCAUUGCCAUCAGUCGGCUCGAAGUCUUUCCUCAUCACGAUCGCGGAUCGCACAGUCGGUGGUCUGACAAUUCGCGACCAGAUGGUCGGCCCAUGGCAGACACCAGUGGCUGACGUCUCCGUCACUGCUACUUCGCUCACUCCCGGCAUUGUCACCGGAGAGGCCAUGGCAAUGGGCGAGAAACCUCUGUUGGCUUUGAUCUCGGCCGCUGCUUCAGCUCGUAUGUCGGUUGCUGAGUCGUUGCUGAACCUCGCAGCAGCGGGUAUCCAAGGCAGGCUGAAGAAGGUCAGUCUUUCUGCCAACUGGAUGGCUGCUAGCAGUCAUCCUGGCGAGGGUGCUGCGCUUUACGAGGCUGUUGAGGCCAUUGGCAUGGAUCUAUGCCCAGAGCUUGGGGUCAGUAUUCCCGUCGGCAAGGAUUCGAUGUCGAUGAAGACGAAGUGGGAGGACAAGGAAGUGACUGCACCACUUUCGCUUGUCAUCUCUGCGUUCGCGCCCGUCAAUGAUCUUAGCAGUACUUGGACACCUGCUUUGCGCCGAUCUGAGGAUGUCGGCGAGACUCUCCUCAUGUUCGUCGAUCUUGCCGGCGGCAAGAAGGCGAUGGGUGGCUCAGCUCUGGCUCAGACCUUUGGCCAGGUUGGUAACUCGGCGCCUGAUGUCCAUGAUGUGGAUUAUAUCAAGGACUUCUUCCAUGCUGUUGAGCAGUUGCAUGAGUCAGACAUUGUUCUGGCCUACCACGACCGCUCUGAUGGUGGCCUCUUCACCACUCUGAUUGAGAUGAUGUUCGCCGGACGUUGUGGUAUGGAUCUCAUGCUGGAUCGCAUCGUCACUUCUGGCCGGCCAAAGGAUGUCAUCGAGACUCUGUUCAACGAAGAGCUUGGCGCAGUUUUCCAAAUCCGCAAGAAGCACGAAAAUGUCUUCCGCGGUGUCUUUGCCCCAAUGUCACCAAUUACAAUCGCGACAGUACCGAAAGCCUCGAAGCAAGAACUCUCCAUCCACUACGGCGCAGACUGCAUUUACCGCGCCUCACGCAAAGAGCUUCAGCAGAAGUGGCAUCACACAUCCUGGGCGAUGCAACGGCUGCGAGACAACCCAGAGUGCGCCGAUGUCGAGAAAGUAAAUCUCGAAGAUGACAAAGACCCGGGACUCCAAUACAAGCUUUCCUUCAAGCCCGAAGAGAACAUCAUGCCCUGGGGCUCCACCCUCAACACAAUCGGCAUCCGCCAAAAGCCCCGCGUCGCCAUCCUCCGCGAACAAGGUGUCAACGGCCAAGCAGAAAUGGCCUUCGCCUUCUCCGUCGCCGGCUUCAGCCCCAUCGACGUCCACAUGACCGACAUUCUCUCCGGCAGCUUCUCGCUCGCAUCCUGCGUAGGUCUCGCAGCAUGUGGUGGCUUCUCCUACGGUGACGUGCUAGGUGCUGGCCAGGGCUGGUCGAAGAGUGUGCUCCUUCACGAGGCGACGCGGAACGAGUUCAAGAAUUUCUUCGAGAGGAAGGAUACCUUCGCCCUGGGAGUUUGCAAUGGAUGUCAGUUCUUGUCGCGGUUGACGGAGAUUAUACCUGGUGCGGAGAAUUGGCCGACGUUCGAGAGGAAUGUGUCAGAACAGUAUGAGGCGAGGGUGUGUAUGGUUGAGGUGACAAACCCGCCGAACCAACCUCCCUCCGUCUUCCUACACGGAAUGGAAGGAUCGCAUCUCCCUAUCGUCACCGCCCACGGAGAAGGACGAGCGCAAUUCUCCACUGGCGCUUCCUCGCCCAAGGCUCUCAUCGACCAGGGUCUUGUGUCGAUGAGGUACGUGGACAACUACCUCAAGCCCACAGAGCGGUACCCCUUCAACCCGAACGGUAGCCCAAUGGGUAUCACUGGUGUACGAACGCCAGAUGGGAGAGUACUGGCAUUGAUGCCGCAUCCGGAGAGGACGAUUUUGAAGGAGGUCGCGAGCUAUUUGCCGGCUGAGCAGGCUCAGGAGUGGGGCGAGUAUGGGCCUUGGACGAGGAUCUUCAAGAGUGCUAGACGGUGGGUUGGGUAG
Molecule: messenger RNA, 4086 nt
Organism: Fulvia fulva
Lineage: Eukaryota; Fungi; Ascomycota; Dothideomycetes; Mycosphaerellales; Mycosphaerellaceae
Product: Phosphoribosylformylglycinamidine synthase
Exons: 1
Coding region: 1-4086 (1361 amino acids)
Biological process (GO): 'de novo' IMP biosynthetic process
Molecular function (GO): phosphoribosylformylglycinamidine synthase activity
Source: RefSeq, a predicted model, not a curated record